AGGAGAGAGGAAGCUAAGAUGGUGUUCUGGGUUUUUGGAUACGGAUCGUUGGUGUGGAACCCUGGAUUUGAAGUGGAUGAGAAGGUUGUAGGGUUUAUCAAGGAUUACAGGCGUGUAUUUGAUCUAGCGUGCAUUGAUCAUAGGGGCACGCCAGACCACCCUGCCAGGACCUGCACCCUGGAGAAAUGUGAAGGAGCUAUCUGUUGGGGUGCUGCUUAUUGUGUGCGUGGCGGGGAAGAAAGAGAGAAGGAAGCCAUGGAGUAUCUGGAAAGAAGGGAAUGCGAGUAUGACAAGAAGACAUUGGUAAAGUUUUAUAGAGAGGGUGAUUCUGAUGUGCCCUUCUUGGCUGAUGUGAUAGUGUUCACAUCGACCCAGGACAAGAUAUCGAACAAAUACUACUUAGGGCCUGCGCCACUGGAAGACAUGGCCUGGCAAAUCGCGACAGCCUACGGUCCUUGCGGGAACAACAGGGACUAUCUUUUCCUGUUGGAGAAGGCCAUGUUCGAUAUAGGUCAUGAAGAUGACUAUGUUAUCGAGCUUGCGAAUGAGGUUCGGAAGGUUCUUGGAAUGACAAAAGGCGACUCUCCUAAGGAGAAGAAGUUGCUUGGCGCUUCUUAUGUCCCCCUUAAGUCAAAUUUGUCACCCCUCAAAGUCAAGGCUUUAGCUUGAUGAAGGUUCCAUGGAUCUAACUUGCACUAAUAGAAGAAGAUUUGGGUAUGAUGAUGAAGGUAUGCUCUAACAAAAGUUGCUGCUGAUUUUGACUAAUUGUUUUUUUUCCCUCUCUCUAUAUUUUGACAAAGUUGUUGAUGAAAGUUGAGAAAGUCAAAGUUGGGGAUAGCCCCUUUGAGGAUAUUGUUGUAACACCAUUGGCAAUGGAGGAUAUGAUAUUUGACACAUUCUUUAAAGAUAUUUUCAUACA
Molecule: messenger RNA, 919 nt
Organism: Andrographis paniculata
Lineage: Eukaryota; Viridiplantae; Streptophyta; Magnoliopsida; Lamiales; Acanthaceae
Product: gamma-glutamylcyclotransferase 2-1-like
Exons: 7
Coding region: 19-669 (216 amino acids)
Biological process (GO): glutathione catabolic process
Cellular component (GO): cytoplasm
Molecular function (GO): glutathione specific gamma-glutamylcyclotransferase activity; gamma-glutamylcyclotransferase activity
Source: RefSeq, a predicted model, not a curated record